Messenger RNA from Beta vulgaris subsp. vulgaris (sugar beet), 1105 nucleotides. RefSeq lists its product as uncharacterized. Gene Ontology annotation, cellular component: Golgi apparatus. Lineage: Eukaryota; Viridiplantae; Streptophyta; Magnoliopsida; Caryophyllales; Amaranthaceae. Gene Ontology annotation, molecular function: GTPase activity; GTP binding. The record is from RefSeq and is a predicted model, not a curated record. Gene Ontology annotation, biological process: protein localization to organelle; Golgi to plasma membrane protein transport; intracellular protein transport. The transcript has 7 exons. Bases 242 to 844 code for a protein of 200 amino acids.
UAUCAAUCGAUGAAUCACAUUGAAUAAUGAGUACGUUUUUCUAAUUGUAGAAUUUUCCCUUUCUUAACAUUGUCAUUGUCUCCAACCAUUUCAGCAGCAUCAGUAUAUUUUCUGUGCACACAGAGCGGCGAUUUUCCAGUAGUAGCCAUCAAUCUCAAGCCCAUGGUGGACAUUAACGCUUUCUCAAGCUCUUACUAGUGUAAGAGAAGUUGCAAGCUAACUAUCGAAAAGGACAGCAGGGAUGUUUUCUCUUAUGUAUGGGUUCUGGAACUACAUGUUUAGCAAGACCGAAUUCCAUGUUCUUAUUCUCGGUAUUGACAAGGCUGGAAAAACGAGUUUACUGGAAAAGUUGAAAGAACUAUACUUAAACUUGGAAGGUCUUCCACCUGACCGAAUUGUUCCAACAGUGGGGCUCAAUAUUGGCCGUAUUGAAGUUGGCAACACCAAACUUGUGUUCUGGGACUUGGGUGGCCAGCCUGGCCUGCGUUCAAUAUGGGAGAAAUAUUAUGAAGAAGCCCAUGCUGUCAUUUAUGUACUCGAUGCAAAUGCUCCAUCUCGUUUCGAAGAUUCAAAAUCUGCCCUAGAAAAGGUUCUCCGGCACCAGGAUUUGCAAGGUGCUCCCCUUCUGAUACUAGCUAACAAGCAGGAUCUUUCUUCAGCAGUUUCAGCUGAAGAAGUAGCUCGUUAUCUGGACCUGAAAAAACUGGAUGAAAGACUAUAUAUGUUUGAAGCUGUUUCAGGGUUUGAUGGUAGAGGGAUCAAGGGAAGUGUUGAUUGGCUCGUUAAUGCUAUGGAAAGAAGUAAAAGGUCUGAAAUGCUGAGAAGUCGUACGCCUGCUGUUUGAGAGAGAUUGGAAUCGAUAAAUAUUAUGAAUACGCUUCAUUGAAAUCUUUGUACAUAACUCAUAACCAAAUUUCUGGAUCAUCAAUUAGCAGGUGAUGAUAUCAAGAUUAGUCCCAAGAGGAUACUGUUAAUUCAUUUUUGUUUAGUUUAGAUCGUAGAAAGAUGAAUCCAUUUUAUUUUCUUUAAACUGACUGGUUUGUUUUCCCUCUUUGGAGAGCUGAAGAGUUCUACCUGUUAUCAUCUUGUUCCUUUUACCCCUUCA